Haliotis rubra (blacklip abalone) is the source of this 1649-nucleotide messenger RNA. Its product is annotated as neo-calmodulin-like. The transcript is spliced from 5 exons. The record is from RefSeq and is a predicted model, not a curated record. NCBI's taxonomy places the organism in Eukaryota, Metazoa, Mollusca, Gastropoda, Lepetellida, Haliotidae. Gene Ontology annotation, molecular function: calcium ion binding. Bases 93 to 656 code for a protein of 187 amino acids.
CCAAUGGAUUCGCCUACGAGCCAUAACAGUGCAUUGCAAAUUCCGCCAAGGCUACGCUCAUUCAAGCGAGAAACGUCGCGAAUUUAGCUUUCAUGGCCAUGAACUGCAAUCAAUUUAUUUUGUUCUUGUUGUGCGUGUCUAGCUGUAUUUCUCACUCCGGACUCGGUCACUGUCAACCAUCCAGCCAGUCAAGUCGAGCUGCACAGCCAACCAUCUCAACCCAGACGUCCCAUCCGAAACACACCGACAUGGCGACCAACGAAGCUUUCUUCGACCAGGCUGAUGCUGACAAGAGCAAAUCUCUUACCAUCCAGGAGUUAAAGAAACGUCUCCCAAAUUCCGGAAUUGACGAUGCAACCAUUGUGAAUAUUUUCAUGGACAUUGAUAAAGACAGCGACCGUAGAGUGACCAAGGCUGAAUUUUUGACUGCGUCGAGCAGACUGUUGCAGUUACGAUUCUAUGUUUCCAGUGAAGCCAAACAACAGAACGCGUUCAAGGAUAAUGACAGAGACGACAGUGGGACCCUUGAUGCCAGCGAAUUAAAGAGAGCUUUGAGUUCAAGCGGCACAAAAAUAACUGAUUUCACUGCAGAGCGUAUUAUCAGAAAGGCUGACCGCGACGGCGAUGACAAAGUUUUCCGGCCGUUUUCUCUAUAGGCAGUCUUAGCUAAACAUGUGCCCUCGCUCAAUGCCAGACUGUCCUUCAGUAGGUUUUCAAAGUACAAUCCAGUCAGUUUCAUAAUCGUUUUAAUGGUGGUUUUGCUUGUCAAUCUCGACAGUUUACGUUUUAUGUCCAUGUUUUGCGGUCAGGGUGAUGAUGUAACGCAGGGCAGCGGUUUACCCCUUAGCUUGAAGUGUUUGCCUGUCACGCAAAACUCGAGUUCGAUUCUCCAUGUGGGUGCAACGUGUGAAGCUCAAUUUAGGUAUCGAACUGACUAUCAUUACACAGUAUUUAAUGCUAAAACCGGCGUAAGAUUUCCUCCCUAAUGUGAAAUAUUGUAUUCACCUAUUUGGCCUGUGCUUGUACAGUGGUUAUGUCGCGCAUGUAUUUUGAGUUAGUAAAUAUACUAUAUUAUGAACAAUCAAAAAGUGUACUUAAAAAAUGGCAUUUGUUUCCCGGAACGGGAGCUUCAAUAUAUUACAUCACAAAACGGCCGGACAGCAGGCAGGAUAGUUCCACCUUAAAGUUGUUUUAAACACCGAUAAUCCAUUAUUGUUAUGAUUACUAAUGGUAAUAAUAUGAAUCAUGAAAACUUAUGAAAAUAGCGUGUUCAGUGACAGCAUGAAUUAUCUAGCCUAGUGGUUAAAGCGUUCGCUCGUCACGCCGAAGAUAUUUAACUGUUUUCCACGUGGGUACAAUAUGUGAAACUCAUUUCUGGUGUCCUCCGCCAUGCUAUUGUUGCUGGAAUAUUGCUAAAAGCAUACUCACUCACUCAUACAGAACGUACAUGGCAUACCAGCUCUGAUUACACUGCCAAGAUAUUUGAAGAAAGCCGUGCAGACGACUGUUAAAAUUCGCAUUUUUCAGCAAUUGUUUAUUGUCUGUGUAAGUCUGUUUGUGUAAUAUUUUGACAAGUUAAGAAACUGUUUGUGCUUCAUCUUCACUUUGUAUUACAGAAAUGAACAAAAAAUAAACAGCAUUAAGUUGUU